AUGGGCGACAUUGAAGAGAACGAGAAGUCUGUCACCAUCCAGAAACUUCCGGGUGGCCGCUCCGUUUCUCCUGUGAACAUAGAGGAGCGGCGGGCUUCGGUUUCUUCUGCCGCCGCGGCGAAGAAAAUCCUUGAGCACAGUAACGAUGCCGACGAAGCGAUGAAGGCGUUCGCCUCGGGCGAAGUGGUGGAGAUUGACGAGGCCACCAACAAGCGGCUCCUGCGCAUCAUUGACUGGCAUCUGAUGCCACUGCUCUGUGUCAUCUACGGGUUGAAUUACCUCGACAAGACGACCCUAUCCUAUGCCAGUAUCAUGGGCAUCAAGACGGACAUCAACCUUGUGGGCGACGACUACCAGUGGCUCUCCAGCAUGUUCUACUUUGGCUACCUGGCUUGGGAGUAUCCCACAAACCGACUGUUGCAGAGUCUGCCGCUUGCCAAAUAUUCGGCCUUCUGUGUCGUGGCUUGGGGCGUGGUUCUGGCAUUGUUUGCCACAGUCACCAACUUUGGCGGCGCUGUUGCUAUACGAUUCUUUCUGGGUGUGAUGGAGUCCGCUGUCACUCCAGGUUUCGCCCUGUUCACUUCUCAGUGGUACACGAAGCGCGAACAAGGCACACGCACGGGAUUCUGGUUUUCAUUCAACGGCUUCGGACAGAUCUUUGGCGGUCUUGUCGCUUAUGGCAUUGCUGUCGGGGCUCGCAAGCACGGGACCGCCAUCGCGCCCUGGAAAAUCGUCUUCCUCGUCAACGGAUGCCUGACCGCGGUGCUGGGCGUUGUGUUUUUCUUCGUCAUGCCGGACAACCAGCUCAACGCACGGUGGUUGAAGCCUCGAGAUCGAGUGUUGGCCAUCGAGAGAGUGAGAAUAAAUCAGCAGGGCAUCGGCAACAAGCACUUCAAAUGGUAUCAAUUGAAGGAAGCUCUGUUGGACCCAUUGACCUGGGCGUUUACCUUUUACGCCCUGACUGCGGAUAUCCCCAACGGAGGCAUCAGCAACUUCUUUUCACAACUGAUUGUUUCCUUUGGCUAUACGCCCGAGCAAUCUCUGCUGUACGGCACCCCCGGUGGCGCGGUCGAAGUCGUCUCCCUCAUGUUUUGUGGUUGGCUCGGCGAUCGUAUCGGUCAGCGCCUUCUGGUCUCUAUGGGUGGCUUAUGCGUUGCACUGAUUGGGAUGAUUCUCAUCGUUGCCCUCCCUCUGGACAAGGACGGAGGCCGGCUCGCGGGGUAUUAUCUCACUCAAGCGUCGCCGACCCCCUUUGUGGCCUUGCUCUCGCUCAUCUCUACCAACGUUGCGGGCUACACCAAGAAGACCACGGUGGCUGCCUUGUAUCUCAUUGGAUACUGCGUCGGUAAUAUCAUCGGGCCCCAGGUCUUCCGCCCAUCAGAUGCUCCAGAGUAUCGCCCUGCAGAGAUUACCAUCAUCGUUUGCUGGGGCGCGUGCCUGGUUGAUCUCGCUUUCAUCUGGUGGUAUUGCAAGCGGAUGAACAAGAAGAAGGAGAUUGAACGGGCCGAGCCUGGAUAUGUCAAGCUGGAGAACCAGGAAUGGCUUGAUCUGACCGACAAGGAGAACCCGGAAUUCAUCUACAGUCUCUAA
Molecule: messenger RNA, 1590 nt
Organism: Fonsecaea erecta
Lineage: Eukaryota; Fungi; Ascomycota; Eurotiomycetes; Chaetothyriales; Herpotrichiellaceae
Exons: 4
Coding region: 1-1590 (529 amino acids)
Biological process (GO): transmembrane transport; dipeptide transport; tripeptide transport
Cellular component (GO): plasma membrane
Molecular function (GO): allantoate transmembrane transporter activity; dipeptide transmembrane transporter activity
Source: RefSeq, a predicted model, not a curated record